UCGACACAUGGCGUGGAGCCAGUUUGCUCCUUCUAGUUUCGCGGAGAGGUUCGGCUUUUAACAGUUAAAUAUAUUCCUAUUAAAAAUUUGUGAUAGUACUUAAGAGGACGCCAAAUGGAGGAGAACACAGAGAGCUCGGAAGGGCAGCGAGUGACGCGGGCCCGCACCCGCCGUAUGUCCUUGCUGGAUACGGACAGCCGUCCCGGGACACCCCAAUUAGAUAGUGCGGCCGAACGAGGCACUGCCUCGCCGCGUCCCACUCGCCGUACUCGAUUGAACUCUGCCACCAUGGACGUGCGCACGCCGACUCGCGCCACCCGAUCUUCGGUGGCCCGUGGUGAGACCCCAGAGCCCUCCACUCCCUCGUCUGUUAAGAGAACCGCUCGUACUCCGGCCAAAGCCACCAGGUCCGUUAUGAAGCAGCUGCCUCUCAAAGAGGAAACAGCAGAAGAGAUGGAUGCGAAGCAGGAGGAACAAGUGGAGCGCACUGGGACUCCCGUUGGCGACAGACGUGUGACUCGCUCCAUGUCGCAGACGCCCCCCUCUGUUAAUAGAUCCACGAGCGCCACGCCUCCAUCGCAACCCGAUAGCAAGGUUUCCUCUGAAGAAAAACAAACAGCCGCGUCUGGUGAGCUGAAAGAGGAGCAAGAUAAGAAGAAAGAAGUGGAGACUAAGGAAAAGAAACAAAAUGCUCAGUUUACAAACAAGUUUUCUGUCCGUCUGGAGAAGACUCCCCUCAAACGGGCAUCCGAGAACACACCGCGCAAGGACUCCUCUGAGUCUGCCAAGAAGACCAAGUCUUCAGACGUGGAAAUAGAUGAAAACAACUUCCCAGUGGAAAAAAUAAAAGCAUUAAAUGAAUCGUCGUCCACUGACAAGAAGACAGUCGCCCCAGCAGUCGAAAUAUUUGAAAACAACUCCCCAGUGGAAAAAAUAAAAGCAUUAAAUGAAUCGUCACCCACUGACAAGAAGACAGUCGCCCCAGCAGUGGAAAUAGUUGAUAACAACCUCCAAGUGGAAAAAAUAAAAGCAUUAAAUGAAUCUUCCCCCAACCUCUCGAAGGUUUCCAAGAAACCUGAUGGCAAAGAGACUGACCCCGAGGAGUCUUUGAAAAAAACAGUCGUUCCCGAACCAGAGGAACAACCUCACAAACUUGAUGAGAAAACUUUGAGCCCGGAGCUGCAGACCUCUACUGGAGAGGCACCCAAAGAAUUGUCCGGUUCUCCGUCUCCUAAGAAUUUAGAAUCAAAUGGUCUAGCGACUUCUCCAUUAAAGGCCAAAACUCCAAUUAAAAAGGAACAGUCCAAGGAGAUUGUAAAGGAAAUAACUCCCCAACAAGAAAAUUCCCAGACACUUCCCGAAAAGGAAGUUUCUCCAGCCAAAUCACCCAAGAAUGUAUCCUCGGAUGAAUUGUUUUUGGAUGCCGAGGAGUCGCCAGAGGAGCUGGACAAUCUGAAAUCUACUCCUAACAAAGAAAAGGAGGUUGAGACCGAUCUCACAGCAAAACAGCCAACAGAGCCUGUGACUGCCAAAGAUAUCGUCGAGUCACCAGAGCCAAUGGACGUGGAUGAGGCUAUUGAUGAUGAGGAAGAAAACGUGGAUCUGGUUGAGGAGACUGUCGAAGGCUCUCCCAAGUUGGAGCAGAAGAAAACUGUGGGUUUCAAAGGAGGUGACGGGGAUUCCCAUGACGAGAAGACACGCUUUCCCAAGACUCCGGGUCGGGACAAAGGCACAAUAAACCGAACAAACAUUUUAGUCCCGGAGACCCCCAUCCGGACCCCCAAGCCUGCCGCCCUCAGCAAGGGCCGCAGCAGCUCCACACCAAUAGCUAAAGACCAAUUGCCCAGCAAGGCAGAACUUCACCAGGCUCCUCCUGAAAUCGAUGUCAUUAAGCCCUUCAGUCAGCUCGAAUCUGAGAAAAAAGAGAAACUUCACGACACAUCGUCCAGCAAGACAGCAAAGUCUCCCAAAAUUCUGAAGCUGUUUAGUGACGACGAAUUCGAAGAAGAUAACGACUCUGAGAACGAGUGCGAGUUCGUUGAAGACCAGGCGGUGGAGGCUCCGGGGAAUUAUCAGUCUGGUGACUCAAUGGACAGUUCGACACGUCGCGAGGUCGAGGAGAACGAGAUUCCUUCCCACGGCGAGUCUGUGGGUAGUCAGGACACCGAAGAAGAGUCGCACGGGGAGGAGGAGGAGAACGAAGAUGAUUCCUUUGUGGUUUCCGACGACGAUGAGGAGGAGGACUUGGGCGCACUCUGCUUCUCCAACGACGAGGAAGAUGAGAGUGAGGUCGAGACUGAGAAAAAACGCGAAUCAAAGGGCGGAAAGAAGCGUAGCCGUAUUGUGGUGGCGGAUUCCAGUGAGGAUUCCAUCGAGAUGCUGUCAGAAACGAAGCAGGACAAGAGCAACUGCUUGAAUGCCAGCCGACUGAGCGAUGCCGCCCAGAAGAUGAACAACAGCAGCAAAAACUCCACCACCGAGACCUCUGAGACUGAGCUGGAAAACUCGAGGAGAAUGCUCCUUAACGAGCUGAACAAAUCAGAGCGUCUGAACAAGACCGUACCACGCCUGGACGUGACAGAAAUAGAGGACAAUUCCUCGACAGAUUCAGAGGAAAAGCCGGUGUCCAAGAAGGCAUCUUUCAAGGGAAGCGCAAGCGUUUACGAAGUCAUGGACUCCGACGAGUUCGAGGCACCCGAAGAGGUUAAGGAACCUUCCCACAAAGAACUAGAAACCUCAAAACGCAACGAGAGCAUCUACGAGGUGGAGGAGUCUGAUGAGGACCAGGAACCUGUAGCCGGCGAUGACAAGCUCUCCAUGAAGACGUCUGGCAAAUCCUCCGAUGAAGAAGCCGCCCUUCUCGACACAUUGGCUUCCAGUGAUCUGCGCCACCUGGCCACCAUGUUCAAUCCGCUCCAGAAGUCCCGUCGCCAGUCCCUCUACACGGCCAGUCAGGAGAUCAAUGCGAAGGAACCCAAACUGAAGCGUCGCAGUGAUCGAGGCUUGGCCAGCGACAAUUUCUGUCCCUCGACGUCCUUUGUGGAGAUGGUAGCCGAUCGGCAGCGCCUGAAGCGAAAGCAUCUCUCUAAGAGCUUUUCGGGUGCCCCCGAAGACUUGGACGAGGUGGAGCUACACCACGAUCGCAAGCGAUUGAAGAACUCGCCCUUGAAAUUCGAUGAGACAGAAAAAAAUGCAGAGGUUGCUGCUGAUUCGGAAAAACCUGCUGCUGAUCUGAAGCGAGCGUCCACAUCCUCAGAGGAGUUCGUCGAUGAUAAUUCGGAACUUUCGGAAGGGGAGAUUCCAAGAAAGUCCCUCCAAAAAGACGACUCCAAGAAUGUGUCGCUCCGGAAGGAUGCUGUAAAGGAGUCUUCUCCGGAAGUAGACCCAAAGGAAGGGGAGUCCGGGCUGAAGGAAGAUUCAGAAGUUGCCGAUGAGCAGCCGUCGACUUCCCGCGACGCACUGAAGCCAAAGGCCAAGCAACCGGAGUCGCUGUUCAAAACCAAGACUGUUGACUACUAUAUGGAGUACUGCGACAAAAUAUUCCAGGCCGCCAACGAGGCAGCUAUGAAUCAGAAGAAACAGCGAAUUGCUGCCGGCGGCAAAAAGCCCAAGAAUCUUAAACGAGCCUCCAUGUCGGGCACCAAGCCUGGAAAUAAAGACCCUGAAGCCGAGACGGUACCGAUUGAGAAGCCGCUCCCGGAAGAUUUGCCCAAAACCAGCCACAAGAUAGCUUCCAUCGCAACCAAAAAGGAAGCAAAGCCGACAACCAGUGCCAAAAAAGACGUAAAGCGCUUGCAAGCAACCCGCCAGGCUGUGGGUCAUGCUGUGAACCUUCUGACUGGAUCGGCGGCCACCAAAGAGCCACGCUCUCUGGCCAACAAGUUGGGGGCCAAGUCGCAGAUGGCCGCCAAGAAGCCGGGCAAAAAGCAAAAGCAGGCCAAGCUCAACAGUUCCGAUGAGGAGAACCACAACCGCAAGGUGACUCGAUUCCGAAACAACGCCGGCUACGUAACCGUUUUGGAGGGAACUCCUGCUAAACACAGCAUCGAGCUCAUCAGGACCAAGUCGGGCAUUAUGCGCGUCGAGCCGAGCACUCCGAAACAGAAGUACUUCCUCGAGAUGCCGGAAACUCCAAGGAACCUGCAGGGCGGAUUCCGCGAGGAGCCUUCAGGAUCUUCUGGGUGCCAUCUGAAGGGCAAGAAACCAGGCCGCAAGCAAGCACCAAAACCGGGCGAGGACAAGGGCAACUCCGCGAAGCAGUCGGCGCUGCGUUUCAAGGAGAGGGUCUUUGCCCGCAAGUUCUAGAGCUCCCAGAUUUAGGAAAACACAAUAGUAUUCGUCAGAAGAGUCAGUCAGGCACACACCAAUCUAAAGCAUGAUUAUUUUUUGUUUUGAGUUAUCUGUUUAAUUUCCAUUUUUCCCGUUUUGGUUUCAUAGCCUUUAUUGGAUAAUUCCAACAGAGUUGAAUUAUUUUUGUUUGUAUUGCGCUUAUUUGAAACGUUUUUUUUUUUCCAAAUUUAUUUUUUUCAUUGCCAUUGUUGCCACUGACUACUUUGACAUUUUCCAUACACACCACUCAUUCAAAUUAGAAAUUAUUACGUAUAUAAAUAAAAUGUUUGUUAAACCAAA
Molecule: messenger RNA, 4629 nt
Organism: Drosophila bipectinata
Lineage: Eukaryota; Metazoa; Arthropoda; Insecta; Diptera; Drosophilidae
Gene: sle
Product: slender lobes
Source: RefSeq, a predicted model, not a curated record